Molecule: messenger RNA, 954 nt
Organism: Trichosurus vulpecula (common brushtail)
Lineage: Eukaryota; Metazoa; Chordata; Mammalia; Diprotodontia; Phalangeridae
Product: putative olfactory receptor 2W6
Exons: 1
Coding region: 1-954 (317 amino acids)
Biological process (GO): G protein-coupled receptor signaling pathway
Cellular component (GO): membrane
Molecular function (GO): olfactory receptor activity; G protein-coupled receptor activity
Source: RefSeq, a predicted model, not a curated record
AUGAAGGUGAUGGGACGGGACAAUGACAGCUCACUAGGGGGAUUUAUCCUAGUGGGUUUUUCUGACCGGCCCUGGCUAGAGCUGAUUCUCUUUGCUUUUGUAUUAGUCUUCUAUACCCUGACUCUUUUGGGCAACAUAACAAUUAUUGUGUUGUCGAUUGUAGAUUCCCGACUACACACCCCUAUGUACUUCUUCCUAAGCAACCUCUCCUUUCUGGACCUCUGCUUUACUACCAGCAUUGUCCCCCAGCUGCUGUGGAAUCUAUGGGGUCCCAAGAAGACUAUCAGCUACAAUGGUUGUGUGGCCCAGCUCUAUAUUUACAUGGUACUGGGUUCUACUGAAUGUGUACUCCUGUGUGUCAUGUCCUAUGAUCGUUAUGUUGCUGUUUGCAGACCCUUGCACUAUACUGUUGUCAUGAACCCUAGACUCUGCCUACAACUGAUGGCUGUGUCCUGGUUCUGUGGUUUCCUCAACUCUUUUGUUAUGUGCCCCCAGACCAUGCAACUGGCACGCUGUGGACACCAUCAGGUGGACCACUUUCUAUGUGAAAUGCCAGCCCUCAUUGCCAUGGCCUGUGAAGAUACCGCACUGGUUGAAGCCUUUGCCUUUGUACUUGGCGUGGUCCUCCUUCUGGUGCCCCUAACCCUGAUUCUCACUUCCUAUGGCAUGAUUACUGUGGCUGUGCUAAGGAUCAAAUCAGCAGCAGGGCGUAGGAAGGCCUUCAACACCUGCUCUUCCCACCUUAUAGUGGUUUCCCUCUUCUAUGGGACCAUCAUCUAUAUGUAUCUUCAGCCAGCCAAUAGUUACUCCCAGGACCAGGGGAAGUUCCUCACCCUGUUCUACACUAUUGUAACCCCCAGCAUCAACCCCCUUAUCUAUACCCUAAGGAACAAGGAUGUGAAAGAGGCAAUGAAAAAACUCCUGGGCUGGAAACAGGGGACAGGAGGAGUGUGA